This is a messenger RNA of Triticum dicoccoides, 1479 nucleotides long. RefSeq names its product UDP-glucose 4-epimerase 3-like. The transcript has 8 exons. Gene Ontology annotation, cellular component: cytosol. Gene Ontology annotation, biological process: galactose metabolic process. Lineage: Eukaryota; Viridiplantae; Streptophyta; Magnoliopsida; Poales; Poaceae. Gene Ontology annotation, molecular function: UDP-glucose 4-epimerase activity. The record is from RefSeq and is a predicted model, not a curated record. The coding region runs from base 63 to 1169 and encodes 368 amino acids.
CGUACAUACGCGAGUGCAAAAUCCCCAACGGAACACGGAGAGAGAGAGAGAGCGAGCGACAGAUGGCGAUCGGCGGCGUUGGCGCUGGGGGCGGGGCAGGGAGCGGCGAGGGGCAGGGGAGGAGCGUGCUGGUGACGGGCGGCGCGGGGUUCAUCGGCACGCACACGGUGCUGCAGCUGCUGGAGAAGGGCUACGCCGUCACCGCCGUCGACAACUUCCACAACUCCGUCCCCGAGGCGCUCGACCGCGUCCGCCACAUCGUCGGCCCCGCCCUCUCCGCCCGCCUCCAAUUCAUCUUCGGCGACCUGACGAUCAAGGAUGACCUGGAGAAGGUGUUCGCCGCCAAGCGGUACGACGCCGUGAUACACUUCGCCGGGCUGAAGGCGGUGGCGGAGAGCGUGGCGCAUCCGGAGAUGUACAACCGCAACAACAUCGUCGGCACCGUCAACCUCUACGACGUCAUGAAGAAGCACGGGUGCAACAAGUUGGUGUUCUCGUCGUCGGCGACCGUGUACGGCCAGCCGGAGAAGGUGCCCUGCUUCGAGGACUCCCCCCUCAAGGCCCUCAACCCGUACGGCAGGACCAAGCUGUACCUGGAGGAGAUGCUGCGCGACUACCAGCACGCGAACCCGGAGUGGAGGACGAUCCUGCUGCGCUACUUCAACCCCAUCGGCGCCCACGAGAGCGGCGACAUCGGGGAGGACCCCAAGGGCGUCCCCAACAACCUGCUCCCCUACAUCCAGCAGGUGGCCGUCGGCCGCCGCCCCGAGCUCAACGUCUACGGCUACGACUACCGCACCCGCGACGGCACCGCCGUCAGGGACUACAUCCACGUCGUCGACCUCGCCGACGGCCACAUCGCCGCGCUCGAGAAGCUCUUCGCCACCCCUGACAUCGGCUGUGUGGCGUACAACCUGGGGACGGGGCGCGGGACGACGGUGCUGGAGAUGGUGAGCGCCUUCGAGAAGGCAUACGGCAAGAAAAUCCCGGUGAAGAUGUGCCCGAGGAGGCCGGGCGAUUCGGAGCAGGUGUACGCGUCCACCGCCAAGGCCGAAGAGGAGCUCGGCUGGAGGGCCAAGUACGGGAUCGAGGAGAUGUGCAGGGACCAGUGGAACUGGGCCAAGAAGAACCCGUACGGCUACUGCGGCGACGCUGAAAACAAAGACUGAUCCGAUGGGGCCCGUCGGGAGCCUUGUAACGUGAAAGAAAGAUGUGUCAAUAAGCCCAGGGCAUUAAAGGGUGCCCAGAAAAUGUUUUCUGUUGUAGUACUACUACUAGUACUACUAUUCAAGAUGGAACUUGAGUUGGGUGGGUUAGACUGGACUCUCACUGGGCCGGGCUGGUGCUUGCCACAGAAUUUUGGUCUGGUUUCAAACAUGGGCCGUCAUCUGCUUCCUUUUUCUUCCUUCCAAUUAUAGAGCGAGACUGAUGAAGCGAAUCAUUACAAACUUUUUACUGCUUGGAUCUAUAGUACUCGCA